Molecule: messenger RNA, 768 nt
Organism: Nannizzia gypsea CBS 118893
Lineage: Eukaryota; Fungi; Ascomycota; Eurotiomycetes; Onygenales; Arthrodermataceae
Product: glutathione S-transferase I
Exons: 3
Coding region: 1-768 (255 amino acids)
Source: RefSeq, a predicted model, not a curated record
AUGGCUGAAGACAGAAAAGACGUCAAGAUCACCCUCUACUGGCUCGAGCAGUCCCGGGCACAGCGCAUCCUGUGGCUGCUGGAGGAGCUUAAGCUGCCGUACGAGCUGCAGCGAUUCAAGCGCGAUAAGGGCCUGCUGGCCGACCCGGCGCUGCAGAAGAUCCAUCCGCUGGGCAGGUCGCCUAUGAUCGCCGUCGAAGUGCCCGGCCGCGAGAAGCUGGUGCUGGCCGAGUCCGGGCUGAUAGUCGAGUACCUGACCGAGCACUUUGGACCGUCCCUGAUCCCCCGGCGGUACUGCGAGGGCUGCGAGGGCGCCGUCGCCGGCGAGACCGAUGCCUGGCUGCGCAACAGAUACUUCAUCCACUACUCCGAGGGCAGCCUGAUGCCCAUCUUCCUCGUCCAGCUCAUCAUAGACCGCAUCCGCAACGCUCCGGUCCCCUUCUUCAUCAAGCCCUUCACCAGGGGCAUCGCUGGCAAGGUCGACGACGCAUACCUCCGCCACAACAUCAAGCUGCAUCUCGGCUUCCUCGAGGACCAGGUCAAGUCCGCGCCGCAGGGAGGGCCCUAUCUCUGCGGCAACGAGCUCGCCGGUGCAGACAUCAUGAUGAGCUACCUGGUCGAGGUCGGUGUCGCCAGCAAGGACAUCACCGCAGACUCGCAUCCGGCGCUGGUUGCCUAUCUCGACCAGCUCCGGCAGCGCGACGCCUACCACAAGGCCCACGACCUCAUCGUCGAGCUGGAGGGCAGCUGUGACGUUGUUCCUCGAUGA